AUGGAGUCGACGCUGCCGUUGCCGUUUGUGGUCAGCGUACCAGCCGGCCUGGACGGCCUGAAGGACGGCCUGACGGCGGCUGAGAUUGGCUGUCUGGGCACGAUCUUUGUCGAGGCCACGGCAGCCAACCUAGAGCAGCUGCAGGGUCUGUUGGCAGAGCGGGGCGCGGAUCUGGUGCCGUUUGUGGACGGCACGGAGCUGGCAUCUGCAGACGAGGCCGUGUCGUUGCUGAACAACGGAGCGCGGCGGGUGUUUGUUGGGCCGGAGCAGCUGGCCGAGCUGACGGGCUACGGAAGCCGGGUGGCGGCAGCAGUGUCCGGUCGAGACGCCGACGUGGUGGCAGCAGCAGCAACGGCAGCAGUAGCAGCCGAGCAGGGACUGCUGGUAACGGAUUUUGACAGCGCGAGUGCAGCAGCUCUGGAGGCAGCGCUGAAGAUUACGACAACGACGACGACGACGACAAAGCCACUGGUGCUGGUGCGGGCGUCGGCAGCAUGGUCAGCAGACGUGGCAGGGUUUGUGGCGCUGGCGGCCAAGGCGGGAGCGACACCGAUCCUGCUGUCGACGGCGCUGACGACGGCCAAAGCGGCGACAGUGCCAGACGGCCCAGACGGCAAGGUGUCGGUGGCCCGACUGCUGGCAGCAGUGUGGCAUUCGGACCGGGCAGACCAGCUGGUGCCGACAGUGGUGACGGACGAGUCGGGAGCGGCGCUGGGACUCGUGUACAGCAGCGAGGCGAGCGUGGCCGAGGCGCUGCGCACGCAGACGGGCGUGUAUCAGAGCCGAAAGCGCGGGCUCUGGCACAAGGGCGCGUCAUCAGGCGAUACGCAGACGCUGCUGCGGGUCGGGCUCGACUGCGACGGCGACGCGCUGCGGUUUGUGGUGCGGCAGCAGGGCCGUGGCUUCUGCCACCUGGACCAGUUCGGCUGCUUCGGCGGCCUCAGCGGCGUCGCCCGGCUGGACCAGACACUGCGGGCGCGCCGUGCGAACGCGCCGGCUGGCUCCUACACGGCCCGGCUCUUUGGCGACGACAAGCUGCUGCGGGCCAAGAUCAUGGAGGAGGCUGAGGAGCUCUGUGAGGCCGCGACCCCUCGCGACGUCGCUUUUGAGGCAGCCGACCUGAUCUACUUUGCCAUGGUCAAGGCUGUGGCUGCGGGCGUCGGCUUGGUGGAUAUUGCGCGCAGCCUGGAUGCCAAGGGACUGAAGAUGCGUCGCUACGAUGCAUCCAAAGUGUCAGCAGCCGAGAUCGAAGAGGUGCUGCGACGGCCGUCGCAAAAGUCGUCGGAGGCGAUCAUGCAGAUCGUGAGGCCGAUCAUCGACGACGUGCGGCAAAACGGCGACAAGGCACUGCUGUCGUACACGCACCGAUUUGAAAAGGCGACCGGGCUGACGUCGCCUGUACUGCGAGCACCCUUCCCGGCCGAGCUGAUGCAACUGUCGGCAGAGACACGCGAGGCGAUCGACGUGUCGUUCCGCAAUAUUGAAAAGUUCCACGCAGCUCAGCGCGAAGACAAACCGCUAGCGGUAGAGACGAUGCCAGGAGUAGUGUGCAGUCGGUUCUCGCGGCCGAUCGAACGGGUCGGGCUGUAUGUUCCGGGCGGCACGGCGGUGCUGCCGAGUACGGCACUGAUGCUGGGCGUGCCAGCGAUGGUGGCGGGCUGUGCCAAGAUCGUGCUGGCAUCGCCGCCGCGAUCAGACGGCACGGUGACGCCAGAGAUUGUGUACGUGGCCCACAAGGUGGGCGCCGAGAGCAUCGUGCUGGCCGGCGGGGCCCAGGCGGUGGCAGCGAUGGCCUACGGCACUGAGAGCGUCAGCAAAGUCGACAAGAUCCUCGGGCCGGGCAACCAGUUUGUCACGGCAGCCAAGAUGCACGUCAGCAACGACACGAACGCGGGCGUGGGCAUCGACAUGCCGGCCGGUCCGUCCGAGGUGUUGGUGGUGGCCGACAGCGAGGCCAAUCCGGCCUUUGUGGCCUCGGACCUACUCUCGCAGGCAGAACACGGCGUCGACAGCCAGGUGGUGCUGUUGGCCGUCGACCUGACCGAGGCCCAGCUGGCGGCCAUCGAGGACGAGCUGGCGCGCCAGGCAGAGGUCCUGCCGCGUGUCGACAUUGUGCGCGGUGCCAUUGCCCACUCGGUCACUGUGCAGGUGGCCAGCGUUGCCGAGGCCAUGCGCGUGAGCAACGCAUAUGCACCCGAGCACCUGAUCCUGCAGGUGCGCAACCCCGAGGCCGUCCUGGACGACGUGCGCAAUGCCGGCAGCGUCUUUGUCGGGCCAUGGACGCCGGAAAGCGUGGGCGACUACUCAGCCGGCGUGAACCACAGUUUGCCUACCUAUGGCUUCGCCAAGCAGUAUUCGGGUGUCAAUCUCGGCUCCUUUGUCAAACACAUCACCAGCUCCAACCUGACGGUCGAGGGCCUGCGCAACGUCGGCUCAGCCGUCAUGCAGCUGGCCAAGGUUGAGGAGCUCGAGGCCCACCGCAGGGCCGUCAGCAUCCGGCUGGCCAGCCUGGACAAGUGA
This is a messenger RNA of Grosmannia clavigera kw1407, 2520 nucleotides long. RefSeq names its product histidine biosynthesis trifunctional protein. The coding region runs from base 1 to 2520 and encodes 839 amino acids. NCBI's taxonomy places the organism in Eukaryota, Fungi, Ascomycota, Sordariomycetes, Ophiostomatales, Ophiostomataceae. The record is from RefSeq and is a predicted model, not a curated record. Gene Ontology annotation, molecular function: phosphoribosyl-ATP diphosphatase activity; phosphoribosyl-AMP cyclohydrolase activity; metal ion binding. The transcript is spliced from 3 exons. Gene Ontology annotation, biological process: L-histidine biosynthetic process. Gene Ontology annotation, cellular component: cytoplasm.